Messenger RNA from Xyrichtys novacula (pearly razorfish), 21115 nucleotides. The record is from the annotation of a GenBank genome assembly. NCBI's taxonomy places the organism in Eukaryota, Metazoa, Chordata, Actinopteri, Labriformes, Labridae.
AUGGAGAGCUACGGUCCAGACAACUUGUAUCGGCACAGCAGAAAGAGCACCAUGUCCAAAAACUGCUGUGCUCUGUACACCGUCAGUGGACAUCACCGGUAAGAGACGCCUUCUUAAAUACGGAUCUACAGGGUCUGUUUUCUCUCGACAAUCUGGAGCAUUUAGAAGAUGUGGUCUGCACAAUAAUUCUUAAACAAUAAACACAUUUGCUAUUGUUAAUAUAUGUCCAUGCUAGGUCAGUAAAUGCAGCACCUGUGUGUGUGUGUGUGUGUGUGUGUGUGUGUGUGUGUGUGGGGGGGGGGGGGGUUGAGUGACCCAAGAUAGGAAUGGAUAUGUCUGAACCGUUGCUCUAGAUUAGUGCAUAAAUUGUAGUUAUACCGUUCUACAUUGCCACACUGUGCAUGAGAAUAAUUUUAAAAUCAAUGCAGGAGAAUGAUACCAUUUAUAAAAAGUGUCAAAGUGUCCUGGUCUGAAAAAUGUCACCAGUGGAGGACUGCCUUAAACUGUUGGACUCCAAUGUCUUUGUUUAGGAGCAGUCUCGUAAUCAGCCCCCCUCAGUUCCUUUUUGAUUUGUAGUCUGCUUGUAAACUGGAGAAACAGUCUGGGUAGUUUUUGGCAGUUUGUAUGUUGUUACUGUGAGACUUGAGUUAAUUCUACUUCUGUUAUACUAAGCAUUUAUUGAUUUGUUCAGCACACUCAGGUCCUUUAAGGUGUCUCGUCUUGUUGUUAUCACGUCAACUUCAUGUCCUUUUGUAGUGAAUAAAUACCUGGUCACUCAUGUUGCUUCCCUUUCCCCAAUCAAGCUGGGGUCUUCUGUAAAUUAUGUCACCCGCAGAGAUCUACUACUAACAGAGCGACAUCCCACUCUGCAGCAGGCGAACAACACUAAAAAAAAGGAAACAAACAUUAAAACUCAAAGAAAACUAAGAGCAUUUUUUCACAGGUCUGAAGGAGUCUGAUUGCAAAGAUUUCUGUCAGUACAUGCAUGGUGAAGUUAAGGGUUAGCAAAACAAUCAACAAACAAGUUAGCAAGAAGCUAACUGUUUGUACAUUACAGCUCUGUGCCUUUCACACAUAAUCUGCUCUUUAUUUUUGGUAAAAAUAAGAUUCACACCAUCUCCCAAACUUAUGAAGAUAACUUUAGGGAGACAACCACACUGGCCCUAUUCUUCACAUUACUGUGCCAUAUGGGUCAAAGUAUGGUGAAUAAACUGUGGAGUAUGUGCAUAAGGCUCAGGCCAGUUUGGUCCAAUUAAAGUCUUAUAGGCUGUAUUGGCUGAGCGAGAUUGUGUUGGUUCAUUCCACUUCAGUGGGGCAACAUAAACUGUGAUUCAUAAAAUAGCUAUAUUGAUAGAAAGUACUAAAAAGAAAUAUCUACUCAUGACAUCCAGUCGAUUUUUAGUAAUCAGUGUUUCGGUGUCGAACUAUUUCCUUUCUGCGGCGCAGUGAUACUUGCACACGCGCAAUCGAAUAUGCAGAGGGGUGAAGCGAUUUUUGUCACAUGGAUCAAUAGGAGCCGUGUCGCGUUGCCAUAGUAUCAGAAAUACACAAACAUGGCAACGAGCGCAUCUAGCAGCGAGACAAGCGAAGAGAAAGAAAAGAACAGGAAAAAAAGAAAACAGCCUUCAAAAGUGCAUAAAAAAGGAACAAAACGAUGCUAUAUGCAUCUAUCAUCUGUCCGGAGUGAAGACGUUCUCGACUUUACAAGGACACGUUGGGAAACUUACAGAACUAGUAUUAGAAAGUGGUUUUCUCUACAGGGUGAGACAAAGGACCAGCCAGAAAUGUACAUAUAUGUGAGUAACACAAAAAACAAUUAUAUAGUGCUGCUGUUUUUGCUUGUAGAAACUGCUAUGUCGAUUCUGGCAAGACAAAAUCUUUCUUAAAUGUCAUAAAUACAUCUACCUAACAUCUGAAACAGUUUUUGGUGCCUUAGUAUACGCAUAAGUGAAUUCAGAUUAUGAAAUGUAGCAAAUUUCUUGAAGAAAACGUCUCAACUCAAGUGAUUUGCACUCAGCACAAUAAAAUAUAUACAGUAAAUUUAGCUAAAAGCUUAUGUUUCAUACAUAAAAAUGACACAACCUACUGUGUAAUAAAAGCAAUAAAAUAUAAACAGCACAUUAUGGCCAUAAAUGGCUGAAAGUGAAUCAAAUUGCUACCAUGCCCCCCAAAAUUGGAAAAUGGAAAAAAUGUAACAAGACAAAAAUAAAUGCACAAAAGGUCUGAAUUAAUUCAAAAUAUGGUAUAAAACAUUUAUUCAAGUAUCACAGUGUCAAAACAUCUGACAUUUAUCAAUCCCUCCAGAAUAUGAAAAUAAAGAUCAAAACACAAACACAGACAAAUGUAGAACAAAUAUGAAAAUAAUAAAAAUCUCAAAUCUCUGUGUAGCUAUCCUUUAAACAAAACAAAUUGUACAUAGUGACAUGGUGCGUAUAUUACACAUCACUAUCACUUUCAUCGGAGUCAUCAUCCCAUGCAGCUCUUUCUUCUGUUUCCUUUGAAGCAUUCUCACAUGCUUGGCAACGACAUAAAUCUGUACAAGAUAGUCUUGCAGACAUACAAGAACAUCCAUACAUUCACAGGUUGUGAUUCGACCAGUGCCUUUCAUGGGAAGGGCAAAAGAAAAACAUUUUCUGUUGCUUGUCAGAAAGAAGAAUACCUGACUGGGUUUGCAAAUCUAGGCAACAGUUUUAACCUUGACCAAUCCACCUUCAACACACUGAGUAAUUAUGUGUGCCAUAGUUUAUGUUGCCCCAUUGAAGUGGAACGAGAUUCACUUUCUAGGCACUUUUUCCUCUGUCCCAAUACAGCCUAUUACUCCAGUCAUUUACUACUUAAAAGUGUUCUCAGUGGUCUUGAAAUUGUGGUUAUUAAGUUUUUUAGUAAGAAUCACAUAACCUGUCUCAUUUUCAAGGGCUUUUCUUCUGCAGAGCUCCAACAGCUCAUUCGCAAAUCCCCUCUGAGUUGUGGGCGGAGACAGUGCUGCUCCGCACACUACUCUUCAUGUGAGCUUGUAGCCUAACAUUGCUGGUGUAGUAGAAGUACCAGGUAACAUAGGAGCUAUUCAGCUCUCUGCCACAAAUUUUUUUUAAGGCAUCAUGAAAGUUAGUAUCAUAAUUAGCUUUGUAAUGAACAUUGUAAUCCGCUAAUGCACACGCUUGUUCCGCCAUUGUCCUUUCUAUUUCUCUGAGCCUGACCUGCAUGGCAGGGCUCUGGGGCCAGAGCUUGGAUUUGCAAGGUCUCACUGUUUCUGAUCCUGCCGUUGGGGUCUGCCAGAGGUUCACAGCAGUUUGAAUGCAGAAAUACUCAUAAAUGCAAUUUUGUAUUUAUUUUUCUCAUGAUAUGUCUUGUAGCCACAGAAAAAUGCCAUAUGAAAGUAUAAAAAAACAAUAAAAACAUGAUUUUCAUCGGAGUGGGUCUUUGAGGUUUAUACAUGCAGGAGAAAAUCCACCCCCCACUGCAUGAUCUAAGUAUGUAAGUCUGGCUUGAGCAAUCUGACUUAGUGCAGUUUCAGUCUGACUCAUGUAUUUAAAUGUAUUUAAAGCCCAUUUUCAGUCUGAUAAAGGCAAGUAGGCCAUCAUUUCUAAAAUUAUGUAAACAUGCUGUAUGAGAGAAUAACGUCCUUAGUAAUGAGUUCAUGGGCUUAGUCUUUAGUUUCAAAGUUUCUUCCAUCUAAUAUGGUUCGGGGCUAGCACCUAUUAUUGACAAGUCAACAUUCAGGCUGCCACAAUUUUUACAUUGUGGAGCUAAUGCAAAAGUACUAAAACCUGCAGUUCCUCCAGUACCUACUUAGAGUUGGCUUUAAAAACAGCAGAAACCACAUACACACCCAUUCUAAUAAGCCCAUCUUUACUGCAAAUAGAAACUGUGAAAAAACAUGAGUGCAGUCAUAGACUGUUAUUACAUCGAUCUUUUACACAGUCGACGGUCUUAAUAACAUUAAACUGUUCUAAAAGACAGUCUGAAGCCAAUUGUUGAUUAUUUGGGUGGGGACACUUUGCUAAAAUCAUGUGACUCUGCUGCCUGAACUUUGUGUUACUGUGAAAAAAAAAAAAAAACACAUGAACUGUGAAUCAGAAAAAAAACAACAUUCUAAUCAACAUCUGAUAACUUGGUGUUUGUCAAUGUUUUGCAGCUCCUUCUAGUCCUAACUAGCUCAUUUUUUCAGAUGGUGAUGGAAAAUUUGCCAAAACUAGCUGUUUUAUGAAGUAGUCUUUCUAAUAAAAUAUUAAAGACACACAGACUACUUUGAUUCCCAUUCAGUAAAGCCGUCUUGCCUGUGAUAGGUCAAACCCUACUAAACCGUGUCAAAGUGCCAGAAACUGCAGUUUCUUCAGUAACCACUAGAGACUGCCCCCUAAAGUAAGUCAAUCCCCAUAGAGCCCAAUUUUACAGUCUUUAACUUUACAGCAGAACCACACAUGUUUACAGCCUGGUAUAACUAAACUGUUUUGGCCUCUUUGUUCAUGGAAGCACCACAAGAGGUUGAUUUUUAUAUCACAUCUUUUUUAUUUGUAUCACUAUAGAUGAUUACUUCUAUACUUGGUGAUACAAAAUACCAUGAUAAAACCAAGAGUCUGGUCUUAGAGAUUAGGGAAAGUAUUAAUAUUUAGCCAGCACAGAGCCUCCUGGGGAGCUAUAGGACUGCAAACAUUUCAGACUGAGAAAAGUGGAGCAACAUCCUGCCCUGCAAUCUGUGCACUGGCACCCAACUUUCAAAGGGAGCAUAUCCACUAACUAUGUAUCAUUUUAUACAGUAUAUUUGUACCCUUUUUUUUUGCAGAAACUUGCCACUUUAGAUUCUCACUUUGCAGCAGCUCGGGUUAAGAUUCAGGAAUUUUUACGCCAGGUCUCUUUUGCUUUGUGCAGAGACAGACAGCGAGCAAAUUCGGGGGAAUUCAAAUGUUCAAACUCUAAAUAAACUGUUCCUUCUCAUUUUAAGGCUGUGGUCAGCAAUGCAAACUGCAGACGCUAUAGGGACAUCACUUGAAGGUAUUCAUCAGCUGUCACUAAGUUCCCUCUGCAGACACAAAGACAUGAUAACAUCUUUGUCAUGGGUUUUGUGCAGACCUUGUCCAGAGCUGUCUCUCUCUCUCCAAAAUGUGCUGGAUAUUUUUGUGAGCUUUGUUGAAUCUGUAAAAGAUUUCACCUGAAGAACUUAGUACUGCUUUAAAAUCUGCAUUUUCUCGGGGUACACAUUUAAGAAUGUUGUUCAAUUUGAUUCUAUAGGGACCUUUAUUAUCCUGCAAGAAAACUUGCUGAUGUUUUAGGAUUUAAGCAGCCAGAGAGCUUUAGUUCAUCUGGUUUGUGUUUGUGUUUCAAAGGGCGUCUGCUGUCUGUUUGCACAGCUCAGCAUGCAGGAGACUCAGUCUGCAGUAAUGAUCACUGGCUCACUGUGUGUCACUGAUACUUAAUGUGAAUCAAACUAAGAUGAAUUUCCUGCAGAGCAUUUGGAGUGAAAUGAUCCAGAAAUGAAAUGCUAACAAUGGAGAAAUGAGAGCUUUUAUGCAUGACAAAAAGAGACAAUGUAACAAAUCAAAGUACACAAAAAUAGUUCUCGAGCAGGAAAUAAUGAGAGAGAAAUUACAGACAAAAAUUAUUGUAUCUGUAACAAAUGUGGAAAGACUAUCAAAGAUCAUAAAGUGACAUAACAUCCACAAAAUUAAUGUUUUUAAUCUUCAUUGAAAGAAAUAGAAUCAGGAAAGUUCAGAAUUGGCCAUUUUUUAGAGGAGUCAGAGUUUUAUAAACUUUGUAAUAAGAGAAUUGAGAGAAACAAGCUUUAGUUUAGGUAUUCUUGUGUGUGGAUAUACCUUUUUCUGCACAUGCUCAGUGUGUUUACAUUCAUUUCUCAUUUUGGUGAAAGCAUGCCAUGAACAAAAACCUUAAAUGUGUGUGUGUGUGUGCGUGUGUGCGUGCGUGUGUGCGUGCGUGCGUGUGUAAUCAGUGUAGUGUACGAUAAUGAAAUCUAGAGGCAGAGGACAGAGGAGAGACUGAUAUGUGGACACAAAGACACUUGUUUGUUGACAGUUAUUAUGGCCCAGUGACCCAGAGUUCAUAUCAGUUAGUUCUGAUUUUAGUUCUGACACACACACACACACACACACACACACACACACACACACACACACACACACACACACACACACACACACACACACACACAAAGAGGCAGGAUAAUGGCUGGAUCAUAUUUCCCUGUUCAGGCUGAACAUGAAGGUAAUGAAGGCAUUAACAUUUUCACACACUUAAAGGCUGACCAGUCAGCACCUCAGGUUCUCGGCACUGUGGGAAGUCCUUGUUUUAUUUUAAUUGAAGCUUAUUCAAUGUGAUCUUCAUCCAAAAUGUACAACCGUACUCUUUUAAAGGGGAAAUACAGAUAUUUAGUUUGAAAGCCAAGAAACUCCAAAUUGACUUAGUUUUACUAAUUAAAGCAACUGCAAGAAGUUUUUUUUUGUGUUGAUUAAAAAAUAGCCUGAAAUUCCUUUUGACAGUCAGAUUCAUCAUUUAUUGUGAAUAUUUCAUAAAGAAAUUGUAACAGAGCUGUUUCUUCAGCUGUUCGGCUGACACCUAACCCCUCACUCUAGGGGUGAUGAAAAGUUACACUGAAAAACCAUCAGUCUCAUUGCUGAUGGUCUCGUUUGUUUUUGUCUGUAAUAAAAAGACACAAAUAUGAAUUCCGCUCUGUUUCAUCAAUGUCUAAAAACUCUUGACUGGAGUUUAAUUUGCCUGACCUGAAUUAUUCCAGGUGAAAUCAGAUUUUUCUGAUUUUCUGACACAAACUCAAAACACUGACUCACAUUUUCCAAGAAAGCAUGAGCUCAGCGGUCAGGACAGCAGCGUGUUACAAGUGUUUUCGCUACCUGACCCUCCUGCAGUAAGGGAAAAUAAGACUCUAUGUUAACAAAAGGAAGCUGGUCAGAUUUCUUCCUGUUUGGGCAGUCAUGACGGCCUGAACAUGAAAAAAAGGGAAAACAGUUUUGUUCCUGUGUAACCUGAGCUGAAAAAGAGAGUUUUACCUGCUGGAGCAAAAUAAUUCAGCCAAGUAACAGGGGGAAAAAUGACGCUUGAAACAAAGUUGUGUAGAGAUGUCACAGAUCAAAGGUUUAAACACACACUCACCCAAACACACACACACACACACACACCACCCUGUCCUACAAACUGAUUGGCUGUGACAUGUGAGACCAGGAGGCCCCUGAGACACGCCCACAAACAGGUGAAUGAGCAGGGAGGGUCAGGCUGCAGGGUUAGUUCAGCUCUUACUGCCGCAGACAGACAAACACAAACUCAAACACACACUCAGAGGAAGAGAAAGGAGAGGAGGAUCGGUGGGGAGACCAAAGUGAAGAGCAUGAUGACAGAGCAGAGCGUGAACCAGCUGGAAGAACCUCACAGGGGUAACAGAGGAUCCUCAAACCACGAGGAGAGAGACAAUCCGUGAGUGUCGGACUGCAAACAGCCUCAGAUAUCUGAAAUAUGCUCUGCAGAAAUGUGUGUCUUACACUUUAAAGUAGUGCAGUAGGAGUGCAUGAUGGUGCCAGUAGUUAUAAGAGUGUUUUAACAGAAGUUACACUAUUGUGUUCAAGAAGUAAGUGGGAAAAUUGACAAAUUUACAAACUAUUGUCUUCUCUCAGCUUCAAAUACAAGAUGCUGUUCUGCUUUUCUGUGACAUGUUUCUAGAAAGUUAAAAAAACAUUUGCAUUAAUUACAAGAUGAUGAUACAGAAGCAAACAUGUAAAUAACAAUGCCUAAAAUAUGGAUGAGGCGGACUGUAAUGAUUCAAAGGACCAAAAGCACUAAAUUCAUUGGCCAACAGAGAUAGUUCAUCAAGUUGUGUAUUUACUCAAAUACGGACAGAAAAGUGGAAAAAACACACAAUUCUGUUCCCCUAAUUUCAUUAAAAUACUGUGUACUAACAUGGGGAAGGUUGAUCUGGUUGCAGAAAUAGAACAAAAGAGAGUCUCAGUUUCUCUGUAAAAAGUCCUUCAGAGGCUUCACUCUGGUUUACUAUUCAUCUGUCUGUGGAGAGUCAGUUUCUUUGUAAAUAGUCUCCCAGAGGCUUCACUCUGGUUUACUGUUUAUCUGUCUGUGGAGAAACUAUUUCCAGAAAAACUGUGACUCCUCAAAGAUAUAUGAACUGUUGCUCUCCUAAGCAGAGAGUGAGCAAAAAUUGCAGUUUUGUGAGCUCAUGAAGUGGCCCCUGAAACCUGCAUGCCUAAAUGUCGAAGCCACAAAAAGCUUCCAAACAGAUCUGUGGAAUUUGUACGAGAAAACUGUCUUUGACAAGUAUGUAAAACAGCAUGUAAAACAAGUGAUUUUACUUUCCUCAGAGUUGAUCCUGCUUGAAGAGUGAAGGAAGUGUUUGCCUGAUUGCACUGAAGUGUGAAGGGAGUGUUUUUGUUGGUUACUCUUGAUUACUGAAUGGGUUUAAUGAGCCAAUAAUCAACAGUGUCACUUUGCAGACAUAACUGCAGGAGCAAAUCUGAGUCUUGAUACAUCCUUACUUCUGAAGUUGGUUAUUGGACUGUAAAAAAAUGCAGGACGCUGGAAAGACAGUCUUUCCUUUUGGUUCAUGCAUAUCAGUUGUUCUAUUUGAAUAAAAUAUCACAAAUAUGUGAGUGCGCAAACGUGUGGGUAGAAUGUUGAAUGCAUCUCAAAUUUGCAUCAGUCAGACAUCCAACCUGCUCAAUUUGUGCAGCAUACUCCUGUUAUUUGUGGCGCCCAAAAAGAACCUUAAAUUGAUGUCUGCCCAUUGACUUUAUAUGCAGUUCACUCAUACAUGAUUUCAUCUGCAUCACAUUAGAGGUUCAGACGUUCACUGAAAGGUUCUCAGAUUGACUCAAAUACAAACCCAAACUGCUUGCUAUUAUAGAUCAAUCCUUCAUAUUUUUAAUACCAGUUGUAUCCACACAGCAUCUGAUAAACAGUACUGCAGGCUUGCAGCUUAUCAAGGACAGUACGAGUCCUUAUCCCACGGUAAUGUCAUCUUUGACGUCAUAUAGGAUCAUUCUGUGUUAUAAGUAUAUAUGUAAGCCCAAGAGCUGCAUUCAAUGGUCAUUUUAGUGGAUUUCUCUGCAGGAACUUUUCAAAGGGGGCUGAGGACCUGUAAGUGUGUUUUAGUCAAAGGGACCAGGUUCUGAAUCAAAUCCCAGAAAAAUUACCAUAUUUUUUGGUUCCUGAGGUCAAAAGUUCCUGGUCGUUUGGUGGAAACAUGUUUUUUGUGUUUAUGAAAUCUCAUGUGAGGUUGAUAAAUACGCAUUUGUGUCUCAACGUGUCUCUCAACGUAACAUUUAUUUGGUGGGGAAAUUUUUGUUGAUGUUCUUGUGUACAAGCUUUAAAGGAUUUAAAUUCACCCUGACUUUAACUUUGUCUGACCUGUUAGUACAAUUAAAAUAUAUUUUAAAUCCAGUCUGGAUUAUCCUCUGUGAACUGGUUUAUAAUCUUCUCUCUGUUUCUGCUCUCCUUAAUGGUAAAUGGAGUAUUCUCUUUAACUAUGCAUGAUGUUCAUUUUUUUUCUGUCUGUCUGUCUGUAGUUCAGAUGUAGAAAACGUGGAUGAGCGUCACAGAUACGAGAGGAUGGUCAGCGAUCCACUGCCGGUGGUAGAUCCAGAGCAACAGGAGCUUGCAGGCAGGAGGAAACAUGCGUUAGUCCGGUAUUAAACUCUUUUUAAAGGUUGUGCAUAAAAACAGCUCUUCAUAUGUUUCUAGUCAGACUGUAAAUAGAAAUACAAACAAUAAAAGACUUCUCAGGAGUCUCAAGCAGGACAUGAAAUCAAAAUCCGUCUGUGAAAGUCCCUGUAAGGGUUUUAACAGAGACAGAGCCUUUGGUCAUUUUUACAACAGAGAGAGAUGGUGAGCAGAUGUCUUCACUGUUCUCAUCUUAAAGAUCAUUCUCCUUCUUUAACCCUGGAUGGUUUAUUUACUGUAGUUUCUUCUUAUUUCCUCAGAGAUGUAUCAAUAGGGCAUCCAUCCUGUACAGACUUACAUGACACUAGAAAAUGGAUAAGAAAGACAACAUGAGGAGAAAAAGAAAAAAUAGCAACAUUGCUGAGAGAAAUUUAAGGUUGAACAUGUAUUUCCCAUAUCUUUCAGUCUUUGUGAUGUGAGCAAAUCAAAAACCGUUGAUCUCAUCUACAGCUACCAAACUACAUAUUUUGGUGAUAUUUGCCACUAAAUUUCUGGGCUGUGUGUAAUACAGCAUGCUCAAAAAAAAAAGCAGGAAAACUUGAAAAAAACUGCAUCACAAAAAACUGCCAAGUUUAAAUUGAUAAAGCUUUGUAUCAUUUGUAUGAUGGCCCGUAAAGUCAUAAAUGUUUCAUAAAAGCUGACAAAUAUUUACAAAACACAAACAUGUUUCAAGCAAAUAAAACAUUAAAAAAAUACAAACUUUUUCUUUUUUUUUUUUGGAAAACAAAUAAAUUUUGAAAACAAUUUGCAAAUGAACAAAUUCAUUAUCAAAACUUCAAAAUUAUUUGGAAACAAAAAGUUUUAGAAAAAAAUUGUGGAAAAAAUUGGAAGAAAAUAUAAAUGUGUGUUCAGUUUUUAAAAACUUAAACAGUGUUUUAAAUUUUUUUGCUAAUUGUUUGUAUGAUACUUGAACAAAAAUCCCAAAUCAAACACAAAAAAGGAAUCAUAUGAACAAAAAGACAAAAAAAUAUCAACAAAACAGGGUCCAACUGAGAGACAAGAGAAACUCAGGGAAGAUACGGCAGGAUUCAUGAUAACAAGGACAGACAGAAAAAGCUGACACCAUAAGAGGGAAUGACAGAAUGGAUUCCCUCUGGGAGACAAGCAACAAGUGAAACACAGGAGACACGGGCAAAACUAAUGAGAGUUUUCAAAAAAGGAGGGAAAACAGCAAGUAAACUGAAGUAGACACUCAAGGACUUAAUACUACAAAAUAAAACAGGAAACACUAAAGAGUAAAAAAACAAACAAAAGGACAUCAGGAACACAAGUACAAAGAACACACACAGAGAAAAUGAAAAAUACACAAAAAUCAGACUAAACACAAAACAAGGGGAAAAAAUGGAUCUACACAAACUCAUCAUGAGAAAAAGAAGUUCCACUUUUUGUUGUCCCCCAGAAAUCAAAGGUCAUCCCAUUACAUGUCCAUUUUUCCACGUUUGCACUGUUACGAUGACAUAAACAUCAUCAGCUCUAACUCAGGUCAGCCCACAUUUUUUACUGGGAGCAGGAGAGGAAAAGUCUGGACAAAUUUGGGCAGAAAAACUGAGAUGUUUUUGUUCACACAUGCAGCUCACCGUGGAGUUUGUAUGUGUGAAUACAGAUUUUUCUUAUGUACUGUGCAUCGCCACAUGCUUUUUCAUAGCUGUUGUCCAUAUAUUAUAUUUUCUAUAAAAUUUAUGUAAUAUGACGCAGUGACCUCUGACUGCUGGUGUUAUACAAAUAUAUCAGAGUGCAAAGUGUCUCUGAUAAACAGCCCAUCCUGUCAGGUGCGGUAUAAAACAAUAUAUUUAUCCUCCAUCAAUUCUGAUCUGUCUCUCUCUCUAUCUCUCUGUGCAGGUCAAAGACCUUCGAUCACUCCCUCCUGACUCAGGUCCAACCAGACACUGACUCCAAGUUAGAGAGGAAAAAGUCUCAGUACAGCCAGGUGAGGUUUUAUUACUGUGAGGAACCUGUUUCUGAGCCAGACUGAAUUUCUGCUGGCUGCUUUCUUUUAAUUAGUCAAUAAUCUGUCAGUCCUCUCUCUGAUUUUUGUGUGUGUGUGUGUGUGUGGUUUGUGUUUCAGCUUUCGAAGAGCAAUGGCCAGUAUCAUAAAAUAUUCAAGGAGAUCAGCAAAGAGGAGCAGCUCAGACAGAGUGAGUCUGUAAUGAUCACAUAUUUCUGCCCCACCUUAAAUACUGGAUGAAGGUGAAGAUGAAAGUUCAACAUUUGAUCCUUUUGAACUUUCUUCUAACUCCAGAUACACAUCAAGUUUCUACUCAAAUGACUUUGUCCUGUUUUCAUGAUGCUUCAAAUGUUUUUAAUAGGUGACAGUCAGGACUGCAUCAGUCCAGUUUCUCAGCAGAACUCUUCUCCUACAGACACAUGCUGUUGUAAUCACUGUUGUCAGAAUGUGGUUUGUCAUUGUCCUCCUGAAAUAUGAAAUACUUUGUCUGGAUGUCAGCAGAUGUUGCUCCUAAACCUGUAGGCAUUGUUCAGCAUUAAUGGAGCCUUCACAGAUGAGGAAGAUACCCAUGACAUGGACUCUGAUGAUCCCCAUACCAUCAUAUUUCAUAUUUCUGCUCUAUCCUCCCUAAAGAGGGAGGAUACAUCCUCUUCUCCCCAGUCCACCUUAAAAGGGCUCAGAUUCAGAGAAGUCUCUGGUGUUUCUGGAUCCUGUUUCUAUCUGGUUUCCUCUUUGCAUGGCCCUGUUUUAACUUGCAUGGAAGUCUUUUUGAGCCCAUGCAGUGAUUUCCACUCCAGAGUCCUGCCUGUUUUUAAUGCAGUGCUGCCUGAGGGUCUGAAGAUCAGGACCAUCCAGUCUUGGUUUUGGUCCUUGUCCCUUUGGUCAAGAGAUAUCUCCAGAUUCACUGAAUCUUUGAAUGGUAGUAUGUUCUGUAGAUGAUGAAAUGAUGAACUCAUUCUUUUACAUUUGAUACUCAGGAAAAUUAUUCUGAAACUGUUGAACUGUUAGCUCACGCAGUCUCUCACAGAGUGGUGAACCUCUUCCCAUCUUUCCCUCCAGGACUUUUUUUCAGUAUUUUUUCAGUAUAACACAACUUUUUUCAUUUUUCAAUAAUUUAUAUGCUGUUUGUACUGUUAUUCAUUAAAUGUAGGUUUCAAUUUGUUUUAAUGAUGACGGUUAAUCAAUGUUUUUGGGUUUCAGUAAGAACAGGAAUGCGGCAACCAACAAACUGUUCACCCAAUCAAAGAGAAAUGUUUUCACCAAAAACUGGAAUUUUUUGAAGAAAGUCUAACACAGUUUGAAGAAUCUAGAGAAGCUUCUUCUGUGUCUUAUAUAACUUUUCUGCUGAUUUUACAUGAUUUCAUCUGCAGCCAGAACAGACUUGAAAAAUACAGAUAUGGACAAAGAGCCACUUGAAAUUUGAUGUCACCAUUGCAGUUGUUUCAAUAAUGAAGCACUUUGCCCUCUUCUCUCUCCCUAUCUAACAGUUGUGUUCAGAUUUCCCAUAGUAACCUGAUGCUGUUUAUCUGUUUGUCAGGUUACACCUGUGCUCUGCAAAAAGACAUCCUCUACCAGGGACGCAUGUUUGUCUCUGACCACUGGAUCUGCUUCCACUCCAAGGUGUUUGGAAAAGACACAAAGGUAAGACUGCUUUUAAAAAGACAGUUCAGGACAGCUUACUGUUAUUUUGAAGUCCUGUCUGUGUGUUAAAGUAGGUUUCAAACAUUAGGCUCUGUGCGAAAGAAUUCCAAGAUUUCACCCUGGAGGGGUUGUAUCACAAGGAGCACAGAGUUUCUCUCUCUGUUUUUUGGUUCUCGUCAGAGACUCAAACUGAGGCGUCACAGUGUUACUGACUGCAUUAAACAUGUCCAUGAGUUGAUAACAGUCCUGCAUGUUACAUUUAAAGAGAGAUUCAAUUGUUAAAAAGAACAUGCAGUUGCUUCACAAGAAUUUGUAAGUGUAGCGCAUGGAUAAAAAGAUGCAAAUAUGUUUCUCAAAUUGUGCUCUGUAAGUUGUCCUGUCUGCAGUGUUGCUGGAGUUUGACCCUCUCAGAUAGGUCCUCUAAACGACACGUGAGCUUCCUAUAUGAUUCUCCACCUUCAGACUUCAGAUCAUUUCUCACAGUGUGAACAAGACUUCCCACAGGACGAGUAAAACUGUACCAGUAGAGAGUGAAGUUGUCUCUGCUGAGCAGAGCUGUCCAUUCUGGUGUUUGUGUGUCUCAGAUUGCCAUCCCAGUGAUGUCCAUCUCACACAUCAAGAAGACCAAAACUGCCAUCCUGUUGCCAAAUGCUCUGGUGAUCGCUACUGCAAAUGACAGGGUGAGAAGAAAGUUAUUUCAUGUACUGUAGGACUUUAAACAAGACGCAGGGCUCUAUUUUCGUGCCUCGCCGGAGACGUGCCGCAGGCGCGGCUGAAGUCAGGUCCGCCGCGCCGACAAGGCGUUCCCAAGCACAAUUUGGUAUUUUGGUGAGAGGCGCAGCCCGGUUUAAGUAUCCCCCCUCCCUAACUCAGCUCCUCCCAGUGGCGUAAGUCGUGGUGAGGAAGGAGAAAGGGCGUGGAGUGGAUUUAACACAGCCGAGACCUGUUUUCACUAAUCACAUCAGCUCCUCUCCUUGCCUUUAAAUCCGCCACAGGCGAGGCGUAUUACUAUUUUCAUGAAGUAGUCAAAGAGAUCAAGAGAUGUCUCAAGGACAGUAAUGCCACAAGAUGGCGACAGAGGGCAGCUCCUCAACAAGUGUCCUCCACACUCUCUCAUAUGAGCACAGAGGGAUUUGGUGUGUGUAAUGUUGGACCCACUGGUAAGACAAACAUCCUUUUCCACAAAUAAAGACACUCACAUAAAGUUGCAUAUAUUCAAACCUCAUGUGACAAAGGUGGGUUGAGCGCACAGAUCACAACAUUAACUCCAAAAAUGGUAUUAAAAUCGGAACCAUCUGUGUGUAAAUGACGCAUCGCGCUCCGUGACCUGGCCCUUUCUUUCAUAGAUGUUGGCAUAUAAGAUAAAUUUGGCUCACAAAACUGAAUAUUAUAAUAUCCGCAUGUAGAUAACUCAUCUGAGCGCUGAAACAAAUCAUCUGUUCAGCCGCUGCAGCUGGAGCAGGACGGAGAGAGGACACGGAGACAUGUCCAGGUCGAGCUGCGUGAGAAAUAAGAGGAAGAGGAAGAAAGAAAAGGAGGGAGACGAAUUACAUACCUUGUUAACUUCAUCAUGUGUGUUUAUUUACUAGAUAUUUAAUUUAAUUUGAUGCAGUUUCAGCUGUAUUGAUUCGGUCAGGUUGUGUGUAUAAACGCGUGCCAACCGCGCUCAUCAGAUCAGAUAUAGAUCAGAUUAUAUCUAUAGAUCUAAAUGUGUGUGCUGACUCAGAUUAUUAGUUGUUGAUGAUUAUUUAUUGCACUGAAAUGUGCCUGACACUGUGGAAACCUGCCGGUGAGGCAUCAGUGACGUAUGCCGAUACGCCGCCGGUCUACCAAAAUACUACUAGACCAGUUGAGCUCCGCCUGCGCUGAAAGCUGACCAGGUUUGAAUCGGCAAGUUUUUAGCGCACUUUACACGCCGGUGGCGAGCACGAAAAUGUCACUGCGCCCGCUGAUUCUGUCGACACCUUCCCCUGCCUCGCCACCACGCCCACCUUGGCGGAUCUCGGUUCGCCUCUGUGCGCCUCAGUCCACGAAAGUACCAAACUGGCUGUACGCCGGGCUCCGCCAGACGAAAAUACAACUGCGCGGGGUCCGCCACCCUCCGCUGCCUCACCGACGAGGCAAGAAAAUAGAGCCCGUAGACUUCAUUCUGUGAGCUAACAUCUGAAACUGUGGUGUUUGUUUGACCUAACAACUCAACAAACAACUUUUUUCCAUGUUAACUGUACUUCGGUUUAAAAAUCUGACAGAGAAAAACAUUUUGCAGAUGUCCUGUUAUGUUUUUGUUGCAGUACAUGUUCGUGUCCUUCCUAUCCAGAGACAACACCUACAAGUUCUUGAUGUCUGUCUGUCUUCAUCUGGAGGUAGGACCGGCCUCAAAAAUGCAUGUCCCAGUUAUCUGCCAUUGACCAUGAAACUGUUCAUGGAAGUUUUUCCCAUUAAGAGUAACUCUUUAAAAAAACAUGAAUCCUCCAACACUCAUGUAAAAAGUAUGAAUGAUUUGUUGUUUGGCCUUUAGUUAUUUUUUUUUCCUAUUUUAUUUAUGUCAGUGUCAAAGCAGAGAUACUGUUGCUGAUCUAAACUGAGUCAAAGUUUGCCAGGAAUUGAUGUUUUUAAGAGAUAUUAACUUACUUUUCCAAGACUAAAACUCAAAUUGCAUGUGCUUUGUAUUUGUACGUGAACAGGAGAAGAGUCCGUGUAGCAGCCCCAUCCCCUCUUCAGCAGAGAUCAGCUUUGGAGGCCAAAGGUCACCUCUUACUCCUCGUUUCCCUUUAGUAAGUCAGACAAAAAUGAUUUAAGUAGUGCCAAUACCAUUAUCGUUUCUGCUCAUCAGCUCUAUUCAGUAUCUAAAAGAAGACCCAGAAAAGUUUUGGGAAUCACCGCUUCACAAUAAAAUAAAAAGCAACAGAGCUUAUGACUUACAUGAUGCCUAAUGUUUUUGCAGAAUUUUGGAGGUGAUUUUAGCGAUCUGGACGGAGCAGUGAGACAAAGGAGGCAGGAGAUGGAGGAGAGCAGCAGCUCUGACUCCCAGACCCCCGACUACGACAAGAUAGCAGGUAAUACCAACCAAGUUGUUCAACAUCCAGUUACCACACUUAUAGACCAAAUAUGACCAAAAACUCAACCAGCCAUCGCAUAAACAAACAACUCAACCAAACCAAUCAAAUGACCAGCAAACUAACAAACACAGCAACUGAUCAACCUCUCUACCAACCAACCGAUCAAGAAAUCAGUUUCCUAAAAUUCUGUGAGUGAAUUUAAUAAUCAACAAACCAACCCUUCAACCAAAAAAACAAAAAACAAACAACGGCAGGAAAAAAAAAAAAAAAAAAAGCCAACCAACAAACAAACCACACAACCAGCUUACUACCUCUCAACAAACCAAUCAACUGAUCUACCAACUGUUUCAACAAUUCAACAAGCAGUCAGUCAGUCAAGAACAAGCUACCAAAAGAGGGACUCAAAUGCAGGACACUCAAGACCAGGGGGGUAUUCCAUGAAGCUGGCUUAGCUCAAAGCCUGGCUUAUUUCGGUUAGCUUGGCUAAUUUUAGUGAGAGCUCGGUUCCACAAACGAGGCUUAGGUCUAGCGUGGCUAGGUAACCAUGGUAACUCAGCCAGCACAACAAGCCUGGUCCCAGGCAGGCUUACGGUCAAGCUAACCUUAGCUGCGUCUCAGAGAAGGUCCGACUGGCUUCCAGAAGACGCUUUGUGAACCGCGUGUCACACAGUAAUUUCAUCUUUAUCUGUAAUAAAUGAUGCUCUUGUUUGGAAAAAUACAUUGAGAGCUUUUUAAAACAACUUAGGAAUACGUGAAUCCGGACAUGCCCAAUACUACGCCAACCUCAGAGAAAGAGAAAUUCAGUAGCUGAGUGGGUAAAGAGAAGUUCCGGUAAAGUGUGUUUUUCACUGCUCUGUGGGUUAGAUCCCGUCAGCUGUAAUUAUUUAGAAAUAUCUGAUUUUCUUUCUUUUAUUCUGUGACUCUCAAUGUACUGUCAACACAUAACAGAAUAAAGGCACAAACGAUCUCAUCCAAAACACUGAAGGUGACAACAGCAACAAUUUCCCAUUAAAAAAACCUUCCUUUCACCAGUGGUCCAUUCUGAUUAUGAUGAUGAUCAUGUAAAGGUGAUGGCAAAUGAGGACAUGACUACUCUGUGUACAAGCUCAUUUGUGUCUUCUCCCUCAUUUAAAUGAAGGGCGCUGUGCCACUAUUAUCCCUAAUAAUAAUAAAAAAAAGACAUCUCCAGGUACAUGUUUUUCUUCACUUUUUGUCUAAGUUUGCCUGCUUUGGUUUUAGGUCUUACCUGUAGCUGCUAUACUAAUCCAUUAUGCGAUAUCUAUUUGUCAAAUCAAGAACAUGAAUUAUGCCUACAGUACAGUAGCGGUUUAAGGCACGGGCGAACCGGGCAGCCGCCCAGGGUGGCAUUUGUGUCAUGACUCAUGGGGGGCGGCACGAGCACUUCCAAAAAAGAAAGAAAAAAGAUAAUAAUAAUAAUAAUAAAUCUGCACCGCAAAGCGGUUUUGUAUUAACUCUUGUCAAAUUGGCGCCCCCUGCUGCUGUAAGUGCCACUGCUUGCAGCGAAGCUGCUGCACAGAGGCUGACAGACUGUAUAAGUGAGCUGCACAGACACGAGAUGAAAAGUUUUUAAAAAAAAAAGUGUUUACAGUACAUACGCAGAAGUGAGGAAUAAAAUUAGACAGCCAAGCAGGCUGACUGCAUCGAGACAUGCGUCGGUUGUAAAAUAUUUGUCGGCUAAAUCUAAACGGUCUGCGAUACUUAACCACGCCAUCUCCCUGGCUUUCACAAUGGCAACAGUGUUGCCCUUCUUUUGAAUUUUUCCCUUGUACUCUUCGUACAACUCCAUGAGGAGUGUUUGCUCCGCCACUGAGAAAGACUCCGCUCUGCCCUUUUUUUUCCCAUGAUCUCGUCAUUUCGACAAUCGAUACGUCGGGGCUUUUAAUGUACCAUGGAGACGCGUGCAUAGCCGCGGCUUGGAUAAGCCUGGCUAGAAUAAGCGUCUCUGAAAAACAGCUGAGCCUCGUUAGUGGAACGAGUUGCAGCUAAGAUUAAAGUGGCCGCUUAUUCAAGCCACGCUUACCGGCGAUAGCCCAGCCUUCUUUAGCCAGCUUCAUGGAAUACCCCUUAGUUCUUACAGGCAAAAAUCAGGGUUUAUUCAGUCCAAGGUUCGGUACACAGUAAGGCAAUCAACAAAUAACUAAUAGACCAACAAAUGACUUCACCAACCAGUUUCUAGUACAGAGCAUGAUUUUCAGGCCUCAACAAAUGGUCAACUCAGGUUUAUGUUCAAAGAUAGAUAUGUUAGGAUUUAAUCUGGAAGUUCAUUCAUGGUUCAUGGAAGAGGUAAAGGACUUAACUAUUUUUCCAGCACUAUACCCAAAUCCUAAGACUAGCUUGGUUAAACAGAGAGGGAUGGACCUUUACACCUGGGCUUGAUAAAAAUCAAGUUUCUAUGUCUGCCUGUGUCUGUCUGCAGAGUUUCCUGUCACUCAGUUUUUGGACGUGUCCAAGCACACAGAGGGAACGACUCCUCAUGAGCAUCCAGACCAUCACCACAAAAUAAAGAACCAGAACCAGCACCAGCACCAGAACCAAGAUCAGAACCAGCAUCAGUGCCAGCAAAGCACAGAGAGAAAGAAGCAUGAGACACACCUCUCUGGUAAGAAAAUCCUCUCUUUUACAAACUCCAUAACUCCUUAACAACGCUGUUAUUUUAGUUGCAUCCUUCUUCAUAUAAUAAAGAUCUGAUCAAGUUUGAUUGUCUUUUUUAAAGAAUUGUCCAGCAGUAUUUUCUUCUCUGUUUUCAGGCUCUGAGGUUGUGAUUGACACAAGAACCCUGAAACCAGUUUCACUCAACACUGUGCUGUUUGUGUACCUGUUCCUGUGAGUUAAACGCCUUUUACCAUGACAUUUAAUCAUUUAUUCAUUCAUUUAACCGGGCAUUUAAUAUCAACCAGUAACUCUGCAUCUUUCACCUGUUAACUUAAACAGACUUUGAUUUCAUCCAUCAUUUAUCAAACAGUAUAUUUUCAUUCAUGUAAUCAAUCAUCAGAAUAAGUUGCAGAGUUUGCACAUUGAUCCUCAAAUGUAACUUUUCAUUUAUCCAAUAAUAUGCUUACUUAUUUAUUUAAAGUGACAUUUCGAUCUUUUCACAGAGUUUGUGUCCUGGUCUUGUCCUCAUGUUACCUUGCCUUUAAGAUCAUCUCAUUGGAGGAGAGGCUGUUAACAAUUGGCUCCGUCACAGAGUUCACCCACCAGGAGUGAGUUCACAGCCUGUCAGUGACACCCACACCAGUAAAAAGGCUGAAGACAGAGAUAUUUAAGGAACAGCUGGAGAGAUGUUUUAUUUAUGUUUCUGUUCUUGUUGAUGCUUCUCACCUGAUAACCAUGUUACCAUCUGGAAUUUGUUCCACAAACAGGUGGUAGUAAAAAGUAAUGAAGAAAUAUUUAUCGUUCAAAUAACUUUUGAGAUAAACCAUUCCUUCAUUUCAAAAUAACUCCUUUUCCAAUAUAAGAAAAUCAUGACUCACAUGCAAUGCCUCCUAGUACAUGCAGUCAUUACCAGUAAUUACUGCAAAAGUCCAAACUCAGUUCUCUUAUUCAGAACAGCACAGCAAAGUUAUUGAUUCAGUUGGUUUUAUUCACCAUACUUAACUGGAUGUCAUGUUGGUUUUAAAUAUCCAAUAAUCCAUGCUAGAUAUUUUGUUUGUUUUUUCCUAGAAACGACUUAUUUCAGGGAAGUGACAUGAACACAGAGCUUUUCUCUGAACUUCUCACCAUCAACCUGCUGAAGCUGGAGAAGGUCAGUCAUUGGUUAACAGGUUUUCAUUUAAUAUAAAGGGCUAAAAAUGGCCCAACUUGUGUGUCCAUCCUCGAAACUUCAAACAUCUUUCAAUUUUAUGAGAGAUUAACCAGCCAGUUUACCCUGAGAAGGGGGUUUCACAUUUUCCCCCAUUCAUUAUAAGAGAAGAGACAGAUGUCUUUAUUUGACAUAUGCUAAACUGUCUGGUUCUAGAUAUAGUCAGAUAAACCUCCACUGUACUACAGUCUCUCAACAAAAUCCUAUUUUAAAGUACCCUUAUGUUAAUCCCUUCAUUGAGCUGUGAAACUAAUCAUCACCUCAAAAACAGAACCGUGAAGCUUCAGGUCGUGUUUCCAGAGAGCGACCCGUAACCAGACUCUGGUUUCUGUUAAUCAAACAUUUAUAGUCAGUGAUCUGUUCAUAGAGAAGCAUGGACGUCACCUGUAAGAGGAGCUCCUUCGUUGUACUGGUUACAAUGACAAUAAAGGACUAUUCUAUUCUUCUAUUCUUUUCCUCAUUCAUCACUCUGCACUCAGUGUGAUGGAGAAACAUCAACAUUUCAGACUAACACUUGUCUGUUUACAGACAGAAACAGCUGACAGCCACACUCAUACUCAAGAUGUCAAAAUAAAGCUCAGUUUGAUCAUAACGAUUAAUGUGCAAGCUUGUUUCUUUUUGACCCAGCUGAUCCAAUUUUCAGUGAUUUGACAAAUAUAAGGCUCAGAAAGUUUUAUCACAUCCUAUCACAGUUCAUGUUACUUCAGUGUAUUGUAUGUAAUCAAACUGUAAGUUUCACCCUUCAAUAUCCCAUCACACUAUAAAGUCUCAUAUUGUGUUGGGUCAGAGAACAUUGGACAUGAUCUUAAGAUGAUGACCAAUUUAAACAUUUUCUGUUAUCAUAACAAAUGACUUUGGUGCAUCUGAGGGUAAUUUCUUAAAGCACAAUAUUACAGUAACUCAAAGCUUCUGUUUCUGCAGGUGCAGAAAAACCUCCAGAGGCUGCUGGAUGAAGCCAUCUGA